AUGCAAGCCGUACGCCUGUUUCACUUCGGACGAAGUUCCAAGGUCAAUCUUAUCAAGCGCGACAAUUUUGUCCUCGCUGUUCCCUUCCCCAACCACACGGCUGACUACGUGACCGAGUCCGAUCCGGCUCAGUACGCGAUCACUCCGCUGGAAGAUCACCCGUACUCUGUCUUCAACGAGGUGCUCACCCUCGUCAUCGAAGGACCGGUGCUCUUCGUCUUGCUCGUUGUCGCGGACGGCUACUGGCUGCGCCGCCUCGACCAACAGUUGAGCGCGCCGGGGUCCAGCGACGACCACCCGCCCCUGCCUGUUGCUAGACGCCUCGCCGCACGAGGGGCGGUCAUACAGGCUGCUAAGUACGAGGACACCGAUGUGGUAAACGAGGACAAGCUGGUGAACGGUCUAAUCUACCAGCACCCGCAACCACCUCAGGACGCCAAGCCAGCCUUGAUGGGCGUGAGCUUCACUGUGCCGUCUGGCGAGUGCUUCGGUCUCCUUGGCGUCAACGGGGCGGGAAAGACUACCACGUUUAAGAUACUGACCGGAGAAAUACUUCCGCAUGGCGGCGACGCUUUCAUUGAUGGAUUCUCCAUAUUUCGCGACCUGUCUCAGAUUCAUCGCUACCUGGGCUAUUGUCCGCAGCACGGCGGACUUCUGGAUUGGCUGACAGGCGUCGAGACGUUAGUGCUCUACAUUCGACUGCGUGGGAUCUCGCCAACCAGCGAGUACAUCAACACGCUGCUUUACAUAUUUCACCUGGACGAAAUCGGCGAUCAACUCGUGGGAACCUACAGCUUCGGCAACCGGCGCAAACUUUCCAUAUGCAUCUCGAUGAUCGGCAUGCCUAAGGUGCUGCUGUUGGAUGAGCCAUACGACAGUGUCGAAACCACAUCGCGGAAGCGCAUCGCCAAAUACAUCAACUCUCUGCAGCAUGUUGCCAAGAUUGCCAUCGUGCUCACCUCUCACAGCCUAUCCGACGUGGAGUUCUUGUGCAACCGCAUCACCAUCCUGGGGGACGGCAAGCUGCAGUGCCUGGGGUCGCUGGCACACUUGAAGGACAAGUUUGGGAAGGGCUACACCAUCACGGUAAAGACGUACCCAGACCGCCAACAGGACUUCUCCUACCACCAAGACGUCGCUAAUGCCGUGCGUGCAAACUUCCCCGAGGCGGAGCUCGUGUACAGCUACGAGGGCCUGCUCGAGUUUCGAAUGUCUCGCGUGCAAAUGCUGUGGAGCGAAAUGUUCACGAACAUGGCUCGGGUGAAGAAGCGCUUCAAGCUGCACGACUUCUUCAUCACGGACACGUCGCUGGAGCAGAUCUUCCUCAGCGUGACGCGGAAAGAGGCCAGCGAGGCAGCAGCUAAGGCGGUCAAGGCAAAGGCGCACCACAAGUCCAAGAUCGCCUCUACGCUUGGAAUUUGAUUUCAGAUCUUUGCAAUAAACCGCGUACGAGUUCAA
Messenger RNA from Dermacentor andersoni, 1458 nucleotides. RefSeq names its product phospholipid-transporting ATPase ABCA3-like. NCBI's taxonomy places the organism in Eukaryota, Metazoa, Arthropoda, Arachnida, Ixodida, Ixodidae. The record is from RefSeq and is a predicted model, not a curated record. Gene Ontology annotation, biological process: transmembrane transport; lipid transport. Gene Ontology annotation, molecular function: ATP binding; lipid carrier activity; ATP hydrolysis activity. Gene Ontology annotation, cellular component: membrane; intracellular membrane-bounded organelle.